Messenger RNA from Zasmidium cellare ATCC 36951, 1629 nucleotides. RefSeq lists its product as uncharacterized. Bases 1 to 1629 code for a protein of 542 amino acids. The record is from RefSeq and is a predicted model, not a curated record. NCBI's taxonomy places the organism in Eukaryota, Fungi, Ascomycota, Dothideomycetes, Mycosphaerellales, Mycosphaerellaceae. Gene Ontology annotation, cellular component: nucleus; Rad6-Rad18 complex. The transcript has a single exon. Gene Ontology annotation, biological process: DNA damage tolerance; protein monoubiquitination. Gene Ontology annotation, molecular function: ubiquitin protein ligase activity; single-stranded DNA binding.
AUGGACAGCGCGUACGACGUGCCCGACUCGACCGACUGGCUCAGUACUCCUCUGAACGGCUUCUCCGAGUUGGAAAAUGCAUUGCACUGUCAAAUAUGCAAAGAGUUCUACGACACGCCGAUGAUCACUUCUUGCAACCACACCUUCUGCUCCAAAUGUAUACGAACAUCGCUCUCAGCAGACGGCAAAUGCCCUGCUUGCAGAACCUCAGACCAGGCGAACAAGCUGCGCAACAACUGGGCAUUACAGGAAGUGGUCACGACCUUUGUGACAGCGAGGCCCGCAGCUCUUGGAGUGGCGAGGCAGGCACAAGAUGAUCUCGAGGCGCCGAAACGAGUCGGAAAGAGGAAGAGACCGGCGGUAUUAGACUCUGACGACAUUUCUGAGGCGGAAGCAUCUGGACGGACAACUCGUAGCAAGAGUCGACGAAUCGCCGCUUCUCAAGAGUCGCAACCAGAGCCCAUUGAGAUUGCCGACAGCAACGACGAAGACGAGGAGUACAUGCCUGAACCACCGCCGGAUGAUGGUCGUGUUGAAUGCCCACUUGGAUGUGGCAAGCGAAUGAAAGAGGUUGACGUGUUCACUCACUUGGACAGAUGCGAAGACGAGAAGAAGCAAGCAAGCAGAUCAAAAGCAAGGACGCCAUUGAACGGUUUUGGCAGAUCAGCAUCAGGGCACAAUGCGAGACCACAGGAUCGCAUCAACGAGCUCAACUAUUCCAUGAUGAAGGAGCUGGCGCUGAAGAAGAAACUGAAAGAUGUUGGUAUCCCAGACUGGGGGACAAAGCAACUCUUGAUUCAACGGCACAGAGAAUGGGUCAACAUCUGGAAUGCGAACUGCGACUCUAAUCACCCACGCUCGAAGCGAGACCUGCUCUACGAUUUGGACGUAUGGGAAAGGACACAGGGUGGCAGGGCACCCAACCCAAAUGGGUUGAGCAGCACCAUUAUGAAGAAAGACUUCGACGGAGACGCAUACUCAAAAAGGCAUCAAGAUGAGUUCAGCCGGCUUAUUGCUGAUGCGAAGCGCAAGAAGAGCAAUCCUGCCACUGAGACCAAGUCGCCAAAGGAUGAAGAGGAUACUACUCAGCAACCAACAGAGGACGGGAGUGCUGAUUCCACCAACCCGGCAGCUAAUGAGCAAGUGAAGCCGUACGAAAACAACCCCGAGGCACUAUCCUCCAUUCGUGAGAAGGUAGAGGCUCUGAAUCGUGGAGAAUCCAUCGAACCCGUCCUGAACGAAGGCUUCAAGGCCCCUUCAACGGAGGCCGUACCCAUUCCAACUGGUCCAUCAAAUGCACAUGACUUUGCCCUGCCACAGUCGACUCAACCUGCAGCCAAGCCGCCGAGUACAUCCAACGCUACGAGUCAAUCCUCGAAUACCAACGGGGACCACAGCAAUGUAUUGCGGAUAGCGCAACCAGUGAAGGGGGCUUCCCCUGAGAAGCACGCCGCCAGUCUCGGCCGCCCAUCAAGCAGAGACGAGCAUUCAACACACAGACACACCGGGUCCCCAUGUGAUUUGGCUACUCACAUCACCGAUGCAUCAAAUCCCCCAAGAAAGGUCCCCAUGUUUGCGGUCCCAGCGCAGCCAGUCGGAGAUAUCGACGGAGGAGUGGCAGGAUCCUAG